GGGGGCGGAGGGAGUCAGGGCGGCCGUGCGAGCCGGAGCCGAGCAGCGGGCCGCGGCCACGGCGCCCCGGCCAUCGCUUUGAUCCGCGGCAGGCGCCCCAGGCCGACCCCCUCCCCUCCCCCUCAGCCGCGAGCGGCGGCGGCGGCAGCGGCAGCGGCCGGAGGGAGUUGGCGGCGGCAGCGGCGGCGGCGGCCGGGCGGAGGGGGCUGAGCGGGGAGGGAGGGAGGGCUGAGGUGUCCCCCCUGCCGGGUGGAAUCGGCGCUGGCGGCGGCCGUGGUAGCGGAGGCGGCGGCGGCGGCGGCGACGGGGGAGACGGCUGCCCAAGUGGGAGAGGCGGCGGCGGCGGACGAGGAGGAGGGGGAAGCCGCGGCGGCGGCGAAGGGCUCCAGACCCAGUUCCUGGACCUGCCCUGGAAAAGAAGUAUCCAGUAGAGAUGAGCUCACUGCAGUUACUUAAUUAAACAUUUGUAAGCUGCAAAUGAGCCAACCAAGGACAGCUACAGUUUGAAUUUUUCUAUUUCCAGAAAAUGCUUGGCCAGAAGAGAUGAGUACUAAUUCCACUCAGGCCUAGAAUUGCCUAUUAAGACAGGUCCUGAGCAGGUGACACACGAAUGGCCCAAGGAAGCCACCAAAUUGAUUUUCAGGUUUUACAUGACCUGCGACAAAAAUUCCCUGAAGUGCCUGAAGUUGUUGUAUCCAGGUGCAUGUUACAGAAUAAUAACAACCUGGAUGCCUGCUGUGCUGUUCUCUCCCAGGAGAGUACAAGGUAUCUUUAUGGUGAAGGAGACCUGAAUUUUUCAGAUGAGUCUGGAAUUUCUGGUCUGCGCAAUCACAUGACUUCUCUCAACUUGGACUUGCAGUCACAGAAUGUUUACCACCAUGGAAGAGAAGGAAGUCGAGUGAAUGGAAGCAGGACUUUAACACACAGUGUUAGUGAUGGACAGCUUCAAGGUGGGCAGUCCAAUAGCGAACUGUUUCAGCAAGAGCCACAGACAGCACCAGCUCAAGUGCCUCAAGGCUUUAAUGUUUUUGGAAUGCCCAGUACAUCUGGUGCUUCAAAUUCAACACCACAUCUUGGAUUUCACCUAGGCAGCAAAGGGACAUCAAACCUCUCUCAACAAACUCCCAGGUUUAAUCCUAUUAUGGUAACUUUAGCCCCAAACAUACAGACUGGUCGUAGUACUCCUACGUCUUUGCACAUACAUGGUGUACCUCCGCCUGUACUUAACAGUCCACAGGGAAAUUCUAUCUAUAUUAGGCCUUAUAUUACAACUCCUAGUGGUACAGCUCGGCAGACACAACAGCAUUCUGGCUGGGUAUCUCAGUUUAAUCCCAUAAACCCUCAGCAAGCCUAUCAACCUUCGCAGCCUGGUCCUUGGACUACUUAUCCUACGUCCAAUCCUUUGCCACAUACCUCAACCCAACAGCCAAAUCAGCAGGGCCAUCAGACUUCUCAUGUCUACAUGCCUAUCAGUUCGCCAACUACUCCACAACCGCCAACAAUUCAUUCGUCUGGUAGCUCACAGUCUUCUGCCCAUAGCCAAUAUAACAUUCAGAAUAUCUCAACAGGACCUCGAAAAAACCAGAUCGAAAUCAAACUUGAGCCCCCACAAAGAAACAGUUCUUCAAAAUUACGUUCUUCUGGACCUCGAACUGCCAGCACUUCCUCAUUGGUCAACAGCCAGACCUUAAAUAGAAAUCAACCCACUGUUUACAUAGCUGCCAGUCCUCCAAGUACUGAUGAGAUGAUCUCCCGUAGUCAACCUAAGGUCUAUAUUUCAGCCAAUGCCACCACAGGAGAUGAGCAGGGCAUGCGGAAUCAACCUACACUCUUCAUAUCCACAAACCCUGGGGCAUCUGCAACCUCCAGGAGUAUGGCUGGGCAAGUGAGCAUGGGUCCUGCCUUCAUCCAUCACCACCCUCCCAAAAGCCGAGUAAUAGGCAGUAACUCUGCAACAUCUCCUCGAGUGGUGGUCACUCAACCCAACACAAAAUAUACUUUCAAAAUUACCGUUUCUCCCAAUAAACCCCCUGCAGUUUCCCCAGGGGUGGUGUCCCCUACCUUUGAACUUACAAAUCUUCUAAAUCAUCCUGACCAUUAUGUAGAAACUGAGAAUAUUCAGCACCUCACGGACCCUAUAUUAGCACAUGUGGAUAGAAUAAGUGAAGCCCGGAAAUUGAGUAUGGGAUCUGAUGAUGCUGCCUACACGCAAGCUCUGCUGGUGCACCAGAAGGCCAGGAUGGAACGGCUUCAAAGAGAGCUCGAGAUGCAGAAGAAAAAGCUGGAUAAACUCAAAUCCGAGGUCAAUGAAAUGGAAAACAAUCUAACUCGAAGGCGCCUGAAGAGAUCAAAUUCCAUAUCCCAAAUACCUUCACUCGAAGAAAUGCAGCAGUUGAGAAGUUGUAAUAGACAACUCCAGAUUGACAUUGACUGCUUAACCAAAGAAAUUGAUCUUUUUCAAGCCCGAGGACCACAUUUUAACCCCAGCGCUAUUCAUAACUUUUAUGACAAUAUUGGAUUUGUAGGUCCUGUGCCACCAAAACCCAAAGAUCAAAGGCCCACCAUCAAAGCACCAAAGACUCAAGACACCGAGGAUGAGGAGGGGGCUCAGUGGAAUUGCACUGCCUGUACUUUUUUGAAUCACCCGGCCUUAAUCCGCUGUGAACAGUGCGAGAUGCCUCGGCAUUUCUGAGCCAAAGGUCCCGUGUCUCCUCUAAAACCACAUCUGAAAUUCAAGGAAGUCCUCUGUCAUCGGGAAAUGUUUCACUGCUACAUAGGAUUUAGUCCAGUGGAAGGUGUGUGUGACAGGACAGUGGCGUGCCGUGUUCAGUGUCAGUCCACAGAGCUAGUAAUACCUCAGUCUAAUGUUACGUGAACCAUGAUCUGAGAGACUGGGCUGCCUGCUGCCUGACCACGCACAGUGUCGCUGUCCCACCAUGGACCAUCCUCACCCUGUCAAUGCCUAGGCGUCCCCAGUACUUCCCCUUCAUGUCACUACUGAUUCUGACAGGAGGAAGGAAUAGGAUGAUAGCUUUUUUGUGUUUUUAAAGUUUUUGGUGAAACACUACAUACACGAAGAGAAGGAACAAGGUUUAACUAUUUAAAAGCUCUGCUGCCGCAUAGUGCCAGUGGAUGCGGGCAGACUUCACAAAUCUGUGGUACUCUUGGCCUUGUCUUUUGUCUUCCCUGAAGACGUCUCUGUGAAGCCAGCAUCUAGGGUCUAAUGAUGAGAAGGAAAGCAGUAUGCAUUGUCUGUACAAAUCCGCAGUGAGCUCCCCACAGCCUUCCCUACUGUACAGAUCUCUCACGUCUGCUUUAAGUGAUUUCUUCAUUAUUUUCUUAUAUUUCUAUAUGUAUAGUGUAAUAGACUUUUGUUAACUAAUGUUCUUUUCCCUUUUAGUAGGCACAAUCAUGUUCCUUUCUAAGCCGUACUGAGAAAAGCAAUGCCGUAAGAUAAAAAAGCAUUAAUGAAAUGAAAGUAUGCACAAAUAACUUCCCUCUCCUGCUCCUGUCCUUUGUCCCGUUGUGUGCCAAUGAUCUGAGAAGACAUGCAGGUGCUGCAUGUGAGUUGCAGGAACACUGCAGACAUGUCAGUAGGUCAUGCUGUACACUGACUUCAGCAGUGGGUGACCAACGUGUCGUUUUGUCUUCUACAGCAGCUUAAAGCAAAAAGUAUUUAAGCCCACUUACAUCUUGCCCCGUGUAUGGUGUCCCAGAGAACUUCAUGGAGGUUCUCACUGGGAACGUUCAGUUUCAGAAGCAGCCACAGCAGCAGUACCAACAGCCUUUUCUCUUGUUGCUGUACUGUUGGGACAGUCCAUUUCUAAACCUGACUUGGUGACAUUCAUGUGUAUUUAUAAAACAUAGUCAUCUUUAGGACAACUGAAGAAAAGCUGGAAAAAAGAAAGAAAACAAGCAGACUUGAACACUGAAACAACCUCAGACAUCUCUUUAUUUUGAUGAUAUAUUUUUGUAAGGAAAAUAAAUAUUCAUAUGAUCAGGAAUGUAUAUAACUAAAUGAAAUCAAGAAAAAGUAACAGUAUGCGUUUAAAAAGAAUUAUGAAAUUGUCUAUCAGUGCUUAGAGUGGGGCUAAGGGAAGUGCUGAAAUCUAGCAAAGACAGGAAAUACUGUGGGUUGCCCCACUGCAGAUGUUCACAAGUGGCUAUGUUUAAAUAAACAGGAUUAUUACAGGUGAGCCUUGUGAAGGCCAGAGCCUUGGCCUCCAGGCUUUGCAUCAUGAGUAUGGAAAGAAAUAUGGCAAUCAUCGGUCACUAGACAACAGACCCCAAACCUCGUAUGUUUGAUGCAUUUUGUUUUAAAAGUAGGCCUUGUUUUUCAGCUUCCUCUGCAGUUCUAUGUGAAGAUUGGUAAAUCAGUUUUUACUUGUUUUAUUAAUAAAAUGUAAUUUGGAUAUCUUGAGUUGAUGGUUUUGUGAUUUAGCUGGGUAAACUAUCUUUGUAACAGAUAAGUUAUUUAUAAAAAUUAAAAAACUUAU
Chionomys nivalis (European snow vole) is the source of this 4496-nucleotide messenger RNA. It is a transcript of the gene Tab2, whose product is annotated as TGF-beta activated kinase 1 (MAP3K7) binding protein 2. NCBI's taxonomy places the organism in Eukaryota, Metazoa, Chordata, Mammalia, Rodentia, Cricetidae. The transcript is spliced from 8 exons. Gene Ontology annotation, biological process: positive regulation of protein kinase activity. The coding region runs from base 611 to 2692 and encodes 693 amino acids. Gene Ontology annotation, molecular function: K63-linked polyubiquitin modification-dependent protein binding; ubiquitin binding. The record is from RefSeq and is a predicted model, not a curated record.